AUGAAAUUAACUGCAAUAGGAUCAUUGUCAAAAAGUCUAACAGAAAGAAGGAAAAUUACAGGGAAACCAUUGAAUGGUUGUGACUCAUUCAACGCGUUGAACAGAAAAGCAAGUGUUAAUGCAAAUUUUACUACCCAAACUGGAGAUUUGGUCCAAUAUUUAUUUCAUAACAAAGUACAAUAUCUAGUAUUUUUUAUGAGGAUUAUAGGGCAGGCUUUAAUUAUAUGA
Clunio marinus is the source of this 228-nucleotide messenger RNA. Lineage: Eukaryota; Metazoa; Arthropoda; Insecta; Diptera; Chironomidae. The record is from the annotation of a GenBank genome assembly.